AUGGCAGCUCGCCGCCGUUCCCUUCUCCCAACCAUCACACUACUACUCCUCUCCUCCGCCGCCGCCGACGCCGGCGACGACACAAAAGAUGGGUUCGUCUUCGGCGGCUGCACACAGCAAAAGUACACCCAACACUCCCCCUACGAGUCAAACCUCAACUCCCUCCUCACCUCCCUAGUCAACUCCGCCACCUACUCCUCCUUCAACAAGUUCACCAUCCUCGGAUCCGACGUCGUCUCGGGCCUCUACCAGUGCCGCGGCGACCUCUCCAUGCCCGACUGCGCCACCUGCGUCGCCGCCGCCGUCUCCCGCUUCUCCUCCCUCUGCCCCGACAACUGCGGCGCCGCCGUCCAGCUCCAGGGCUGCCUCGUCAAGUACGACAACGCCAGCUUCCUCGGCGUCGAGGACAAGUCGGUGGUCCUCAAGAAGUGCGGGCCCUCCGACGGCUACGACGCCGACACGGCGGCGCUCAGGGAGGCCGUGCUGUCCGGGCUCGGGGGCCGGACCGGGGCCUACUAUCGCGUGGGAGGGUCGGGCCGGGUCCAGGGCCUGGCCCAGUGCGUGGGGGAUUUGGGCCCGGCCCAGUGCCAGGAUUGCUUGGGGGAGGCGAUCGGACGGCUGAAAGGAGAGUGCGGGACGGCGGAUUACGGGGAUAUGUUUCUGGGCAAGUGUUACGUGCGGUAUACAAGUAACGGCGCUCACUAUAGCUCCGGCGACAAUAAUUACAACAAGGCUCCUCACUAUGCUGGGAAAUCUACAAGCGGGACAGAGAAGACAUUCGCAAUCAUAAUUGGGUUACUAGCGGGAAUUGCUUUGCUCAUCAUCUUUCUUACUUUCCUAAGGAAAAUAAUCGGUGGAGGAAACGGUAAAUAA
Linum trigynum is the source of this 873-nucleotide messenger RNA. The record is from the annotation of a GenBank genome assembly. NCBI's taxonomy places the organism in Eukaryota, Viridiplantae, Streptophyta, Magnoliopsida, Malpighiales, Linaceae.